UCGCCCGGGGGGCGCCGGGCGGCUCGCAGCCGCCUGUCAGCGCGGAGGGGCGGCGCGUGCGUGCUGCGGGGCGCACUCUGACCCGGAGAUGACCUCUCUCCGCGCUCCCUCCCCUGCUGUGAAGAUGGCGCUGUCCAGGGUGUGCUGGGCUCGGGCUGCUCUGUGGGGUUCGGCUGUCGCCCCUGGACCCUUUGUCACCCGGAGGCUGCAGCUGGGCCGCUCUGGCCCUGCGUGGCGAGCCCCUCGGUCUUCAAAGCUUCACCUUUCUCCGAAGGCGGACGUGAAGAACUUGAUUUCUUACGUGGUGACCAAGACAAGAGCGAUGAACGGAUCGUACCAUCGUUUCUUGGGGCGUCAUUUCCCCCGCUUCUAUGCCUUAUACACAACCUUCAUGAAAGUUCCAACGAGAUAUCACCAAGUGUCUCUUCGUCGGCCUCAUCUCCAUUCCGCCCUUUGCCAACUACCUGGUCUUCUUGCUAAUGUGCAGAAUGGCACCCACCCAACGGCACAGGACGUCCUGGCUCUCAGAGACUGCUUCUCUACCUAUCCCUUGGACUUCAGCAGGCUCCAGGCCUCUCAAGUGAGAGCCUUGAGCCGGGCCAUGCUCCUCACCCCUUACCUGCCUCCGCCCUUGCUGAGGCGGCGUCUCAAGAGUCACACCACUGUGAUCCACCAGCUGGACAGGGCUCUGGCAAAGCUGGGGAUUGGUCAGCUGACUGCACAGGAAGUGAGAUCGGCUUGCUAUCUUCGUGGCUUGAACUCUACCCACGUUGCUGACGACAGGUGUCGAGCCUGGCUGGGGGAAUGGCUGCACAUCUCCUGUAGUCUGAAAGAGCCCGAGCUGUCCCUCUUGCUGCACAACGUGGUCCUGCUCUCCACCAACUACCUUGAGACAAGGCGCUGAGUGAACCAUGGAAAGGACAGCAUUGUCCUGCAGUCACCUAGUGUAGUGUGUGGGACCAAGGAGCACCUGCCAGCUGUCUGUGCGCACCACUAGCAUGGUAGGCCGAGGAGCGCGUUCCACGGGCUUCAGAGCACGCUACCCCCUGGGAGCUAUAGACAUUCCUUCACAGCUUGAGCCUAACAAGCCCAUGUGUGCUGCCGUCCCCUAUGCUAACCUGGAACUGGCAAGCAUCUCUGGUACUAGACUUUUAAUGUGAUGUAAUACUUAGGUCCUAUAAAGUCAGCGUUUGCCCAGAUGGGAAUCAUGUGGCCUAAAGUUGACGACUGCCAUGGUUUUGUUUUUAAGGCUUUUUUGUUUCUGUUUGAGAUGAGUCUAUGUUGCCCAGGCUGGUCUCAAAUUCCUGUGCUCAAGGGAUCCUCCCUCUCCAGACUGGGUGCUGGGGCUGCAGGGCCAUAUUGCACUGGCCUCGCUGCCAUGUUCUCUACGACCGAGCCUUGUUUUCCUGAGACCCCCGUGUCUCACGUAGCUGAGGAUGACCUCGAGAUCUGGUCUUCCUACCCCCAGGCGCUGGAACACAGGCACAGAGCCCUUGAGGCUCCGGGGUAUGGUCUUGGGUGAGUGACCCUCACCGAGUCUUUGGGCCAAGGACAGUGCAGCUUACCCUGGAGUGAGGGCACCCGGGCCUGGCCCUGCGCCAGCACCCCUCCCUUUUCCUUUUAUGGCCUUUUUGAGAGUCUUACUGUAUAACCCAGGCCUUCAAUUCCUGGCCAUCCUGACAGACAAUUCUGCCACAGCCUCCUGGACAGAGAAUAUAAGCAUGAGCCACACCCAUUCUUUCUGGUGAGAUCAAAAGUAGGGAUGUUUUUCCUUGUCACUGUCACAGACUUAACUUCCACCCCUCCUCUCAGUAUUCUCUGGACGCUUUUUUUUUUUUUUAAAUAGUAAUUUAUGGGAACAUUCUAAGGAGGCGGAGAGAAAGAAUGGCUGCCUGGCCCCUCCCUGCGUUUGUCCCCAGUGUCUUACUUUCCAGGCUGUCACACAGCCCCUAGGGACCUUACAUGUUUGCUACCUCCACUGUGUUGCACUAAGCCAUCUGUAACCAGCAGUGGCUGCCUUCUCUAGGCUAUGGGUCAAAAAACGCACAAGAUACUAAUUACUGCCCAGCCCUGGGAGACCAGAUUUGCAUUGAGAGACUGAGUUGGGCUUAACUGUUGUGUGUACAUCUAUGCCCUGCUGUUUUGUAAUAACUUACUGUAAAUGCAUGUAGCACUGUCUUAAAGCCUAAGUAAAGACUGCCUGAAACCAGUUUCUGGGAAUUACUUAUGCACACUCUACUCGCUUCCCCAAGGCUUCUUUAUAAGAGUGCUGUAACCUAACUAAUGGGUACUUAACUGGUUGGAACAGAACUUUCGGAGGGAAUGGAAGGAAGUGUUUAAGGAUCAGACAUGCUAGAAUGAAUGGUAAUCAGGAUUAGAGAAAAGCGGAACCGCAGACAGCAGGGUCUAACAGGCCAAGUCUGUCGGAGUGAAGUGGAACAUAAGGAAAACUCACAGGACAGGUUUUCAGUGCUUCAAAGGCAAUGAUUUGCAUCUCUAUCACAAAAUGUUCCUAUCACUGACAUCAGUUCUUAACUGACCUGGUUAGCUCUGUAUACACCCUCUCUCUUACCUGCAAUAAGAUAAAGAACCCCACACCAUUCUUCUCAAGAUUUCUUUAAUAUUACAUUUAAAUAUUCUGUUUAAAUACAGCGUUAUUACAAUGUAAAGAACCUAAAGAGUGAAAGUUGUUUUCAGAGAGCCAGACAAGCUUUGGGUUCACAUUGAGAGUCCGACCUGUGUGCAGAAUCCGAGGAGACAGCAUCCAAGAGCUGCAGCAGUGCACCACAGUUCUAGGCCUAGACUGAGCGACUGGCUCUGCAUCUGUGACACAGGCCCAGCUGUCCCGGCAACCCAGGAACCAUAAAUUCUGUCCAACUCAGGUAGCACCAGAACUGAGAUGGACUAAGUUGUAGAAGAGAUUCUUUGCUUGACAUUAGUCAACGCUAAGUUUAGCACUCAGAAGUUUGAAUCAACAUGGAAUUAAUGAAAUGCAUUUGGAAUAAGAAAUUAGUUAUAUAGAAAUAUCUUGGAGUUGGCUAGUCUUUACAUUUCUUAAUGAAAAUCCAAAUCUAAGGGCUAAGAAAGUUGGAGUCUUAAGGAGGUAAGGGACUGAGUCCCCUCCUGUCCAACAAACUUUCAAAAAGAUUCUUCUUUCCAUCAACAGUCUCAGCUAAGCUUGAGUCUUUGAGUCUGAGAGUUCUAGCCAGGGGUGAGAACACCUUGACCUUCUCAGAUAACUCUAGUGAGACUGGAGAGAGAGCCUAUGCNCUCACUUAAGAAGCCCAACCAAAAAACAAAAACAAAAGCCAAUGAAACCCAAGAAGAGACAGUGGCAGAAUGGGCNGAACACCAGCAUCCAAUUAAAUAUAAGGUCCUCCGAGCUUAGGA
This is a messenger RNA of Mus pahari (shrew mouse), 3390 nucleotides long. It is a transcript of the gene Letmd1, whose product is annotated as LETM1 domain containing 1. Gene Ontology annotation, biological process: intracellular monoatomic cation homeostasis. Gene Ontology annotation, molecular function: ribosome binding. The coding region runs from base 89 to 904 and encodes 271 amino acids. Gene Ontology annotation, cellular component: mitochondrial inner membrane. NCBI's taxonomy places the organism in Eukaryota, Metazoa, Chordata, Mammalia, Rodentia, Muridae. The transcript is spliced from 7 exons. The record is from RefSeq and is a predicted model, not a curated record.